This is a messenger RNA of Aspergillus japonicus CBS 114.51, 1046 nucleotides long. RefSeq lists its product as uncharacterized. The transcript has a single exon. Bases 177 to 755 code for a protein of 192 amino acids. Lineage: Eukaryota; Fungi; Ascomycota; Eurotiomycetes; Eurotiales; Aspergillaceae. The record is from RefSeq and is a predicted model, not a curated record.
GGUGUGCCGGCACAGCAGUCGCAGGUACGUGGAAAGCUCAAGGAGCGAAGCAGCAGCUCUGGGGGGAGUUUUCUGCGUGUCUUAUUGUCCUUUCAACCGCCGAGGGUCCGCGCCACUUCGGGCGAUACGGCGUAGGACCUUGGGGCGCUAAAACGGGGACGACCGAUGGGCCUUGGAUGGAGGGCACGGCCUCCUCUAGCCGCCGUUGGCUCCCGACCUCAGGAACGUUCGUACCGGAAAGGCAGACUGAAAGACUGACUGAACUUUCUCUGAGAUAUGGUGCUGCAUCUCUUCAGCUUACUCCCAAUCGCCGCAAUUCUCGCAGGUGGUUCAUACCACGUGACCGUCGGGGUUAUUACUUGAGCCGCCUGCCGAUUCCUUUGGAUUUCGUCACAUCUGCGCCCCUGCAGCUGGGCGGUGCUGGUCCCAGUUCAACUCCCUGGGUUGCUCGGGGGAAUCAGUUGAUCUACUACCUGUCCAUCGUGUCUCUGGUAAAAGAUCUGGCCCAGGGACUGUCGCAGUGUCUCAGUGAAGAACUAAGACAACAUGAUGGCCCAGUCUGGCCUCCAUUCUUCGAACUUGUUUGGGAAACUCCGCGGAACCUUCGAUUGCCGGCAAGGGAUGGAGAUAGUGCUCGGGGUCACAGCUCGCUUAUCUUGCCGAAUGCUAGCCCGAUCGAUGAGGCGAGAGGAGAAUGUGGAGUGGAAGGGAGGGGGAAUAAUGAACAAUUGAAUGAAGAGGGACUGAGUGCGUGAGUGAGCGAGUGGUUCUAGAAGGUGGCGAGGCGAAGUGGAAGGAGAAGAAGAAGCAACGCAGGGGUUGGUCAUGUGGUCUGAAAGAAUCCCAAAGGGGCAAGACCACUACUCACUCACCUACUCGGUAUCACUCCUCCGUACUGCUUGCUAUCUUCAUUCAUUCUUCAUCCUCUUGUCUUGUGAACCACUUAUCUGCUAAUCUCCUCUUGUCACCAGAAUCUUGUCACGGGACCCUCGAUAGCGUCUUGGCUGUCCACAAUUUACAGUCUUGGUUGCUGAUCAUCCGAGGCU